Messenger RNA from Manihot esculenta (cassava), 1203 nucleotides. Its product is annotated as thioredoxin-like protein CXXS1. Lineage: Eukaryota; Viridiplantae; Streptophyta; Magnoliopsida; Malpighiales; Euphorbiaceae. Bases 638 to 1054 code for a protein of 138 amino acids. The transcript is spliced from 3 exons. The record is from RefSeq and is a predicted model, not a curated record.
GUUUCGACAACCGCGAGUCAUGGGUAAUCAGUAAUGGCUUGUAAAGCUUGGUGUUGAGUUGGUGCGUUUUUAACCAGCGGCGAAACUCCUGUUUUUUUUUUUUUAAUCAUGCAAAAGAAGUUGCAUUUUCAAAGCCUUAAUGGGCAAAGUACAAAGGAUAUUGGGCUAAGGGCCUAAAAGAAAAACUAGAACACAGCAAAAUUUAAUUUUGGGGUGGUGAUUGGACAUUUGAAUUCACUUCACAGCCAUCUAUUUUAAAGUGUAGAACCAUGAGAUCAUCGAUUGGUCUCUCCAUAUUUUUAAAGAAAAAGCUAUAUAUUGAUUUACCGAGUUAAAAAAAAAAAACAUUAUAGAUAAUUAUGGAGAAGAUGAGAAAAGAUGAUGAUUAUGCAGACGUGGAAAUGGAUAGAGCAAAACCCCUUUGGAGAUAUAUGUUAAAAUAAGCGCUGACUAGAUGCCAGAAAAUUGGGUCCACCAUUAAUCAAUCCCAUCCUUUUGUUUUUUUUUUUCUGAUGAUACUACCUUAAUUACUUAAUCAAAUACAGAAUAAAUAUAAGGAAAAAAGAAAACGGACAUAAUAUCCUUAAUUUCCAACCUCUAUAAAUUAGACCAUCUUCCCACAGCAGAAGAAGAAGAAAUGGGUGAAAAUGGCCAUGGACAAGUGAUAAAGUCUAGAGUUGUGAAAGUAGAUUCAGAGCAAUCAUGGGAUUUCUUCAUCUCUCAAGCUACCAAUCAAGGCUGCCCUGUUGUGGUUCACUUUACAGCUUCCUGGUGCAUACCCUCAAUAGCCAUGAAUCCUUUCUUUGAGGAACUAGCCUUUACGUAUCAAGAUCUUCUGUUUCUCACAGUGGAUGUGGAUGAGGUUAAGCUGAUGAAUAUGGAACAGGGGGUGGCUAGGAAGAUGGAGGUAAAGGCAAUGCCAACAUUUGUAUUGAUGAAGGAAGGAGCUCAAGCAGAUAGGCUUGUGGGUGCCAAUCCAGAUGAGAUGAGGAGAAGAAUCAAUGCCUUUGUUCACUCUAUUAGAAAUGGUCUCUCUAAAUCCGAUACACCAUAAAUUUAAAGUUGUUUCCAAAAUUGUAUAUGCCAGCUUGUAGUUUUCUUUAGUUUCUGGGUUUUGAAUUUUCAGUUGCUUCUUGGAUGAAGAUGGGAUUGUUUAAUGAGUACUUCCUGGUGGUAUGAAUAGUUCUGUUUUCCCAUUGAUAA